AUGUCCAACAGAAGCUCCCUCAACAAGUUCCUCCUCCUGGCAUUUGCAGACACGCGGGAGCUGCAGCUCUUGCACUUCUCUCUCUUCCUGGGCAUCUACCUGGCUGCCCUCCUGGGCAACGGCCUCGUCAUCACAGCCAUAGCCUGUGACCACCGCCUCCACACCCCCAUGUACUUCUUCCUCCUCAAUCUCUCUGUUCUUGACCUUGGCUCCAUCUCCACCACUGUCCCCAAAUCUAUGGCCAAUUCCCUGUGGAACACCAGGGCCAUUUCCUACUCGGGAUGUGCUGCCCAGGUCUUCCUGUUUUUCUUUUCAGUUGGAGUGGAGUGUUCUCUCCUCACUGUCAUGGCCUAUGACCGCUAUGUUGCCAUCUGCAAACCACUGCAAUACUGGACCAUCAUGGACAGCAGAGUUUGUGUCAAAAUGGCAGCAGCUGCCUGGGCCAGUGGGUUUCUCUAUGCUCUCCUGCACACUGGAAAUACAUUUUCCAUACCCCUUUGCCAAGGCAACACAGUGGACCACUUCUUCUGUGAAAUCCCCCAGAUCUUCAAGCUCUCCUGUGCAGACUCCUACCUCAGGGAAGUUGGGCUUAUUAUGGCUAGUGCCUGUUCAUUCUUUGGGUGCUUUGUUUUCAUUGUGCUGUCCUAUGUGCAGAUCUUCAGGGCUGUGCUGAGGAUCCCCUCUGAGCAGGGCUGGCACAAAGCCUUUUCCAUGUGCCUCCCGCACCUGGCUGUGGUCUCCCUGUACAUCAGCACUGGCAUCUUUGCCUACCUGAAGCCCCCCUCCGUCUCCUCCUCAACUCUGUAUCUGGUGGUGGCUGUUCUGUACUUGGUGGUGCCUCCAGCACUGAACCCCCUCAUCUACAGCAUGAGGAACAAGGAGCUCAAAGAUGCACUGAAGAAACUGAUUCAGCUGGUCCUAGUUCAGAAGAAGCAAGCUGCCCAUCCCCCUUCACAGUUGGCUUCUAAUUUUUCUGAAAAAGCUCCUGUGCUUUGGGCAUUCUCUCUGUGA
This is a messenger RNA of Rhea pennata, 1011 nucleotides long. RefSeq names its product olfactory receptor 14A16-like. The record is from RefSeq and is a predicted model, not a curated record. NCBI's taxonomy places the organism in Eukaryota, Metazoa, Chordata, Aves, Rheiformes, Rheidae. Gene Ontology annotation, biological process: G protein-coupled receptor signaling pathway. Gene Ontology annotation, molecular function: G protein-coupled receptor activity; olfactory receptor activity; odorant binding. Gene Ontology annotation, cellular component: membrane. The transcript has a single exon. The coding region runs from base 1 to 1011 and encodes 336 amino acids.